GCGGGGCAACGGGUGGGCUUCCACGACACGGGGAUCACCAAGCUCGAGGCGGAGCUGCAGGAGCUGCGGGACCUCCUCGGGCCCAUGCGGCGCGAGGAGCCGCCGCGCCCACCAGUGGGCGCGGGCGGCUUUGACAGGGAGAUCGACCCGACGAUCAUUGCGGGCGAGCCUGCGGACAAGCGCUUCCAGGCUGUGGUCAAGGGCCAGAAGGCCUACGCGUCGAGGCGCGCGGGGCCGGCUGCGGGCGCCCCCAGGUUUCCUGGUCGAGGAGCAGUCUGGAGGAGGGUCACGGCUCCAGCGCCGAUGGGCGGAGCCGACGUGGAGCUGUCGAUCAGCACGGACAAGAGCCCGAAGAUGGUGGCGAAGGAGCUGGGACGCAAGGAGAUCCA
Messenger RNA from Prorocentrum cordatum, 389 nucleotides. The record is from the annotation of a GenBank genome assembly. Lineage: Eukaryota; Dinophyceae; Prorocentrales; Prorocentraceae.